UGUGAGAACAGUUAUCACCUUUACCACAUGCUUGUUUGUCCGAGUUUGUGUGACCUAACGUUGUAUGAACAGCUGAAACAUGGUCCCACACUCCAGGUAUAAAAAAGCCUAUCCCCCCAGUAGGAGCCACUCUGUGGCUGAGCUUCUUACAGAAUGAACGCCCUUCAGACCAUCUUUCUCUUGGCCGUAGGCCUCUCUAUGGCCCAUUCUUUGGACUACAAAGCUCUCAACCAGUUCAGGAGGAUGAUCCUGUGCAUGAUGCCGGACAGCUGGCCCGCCCUGGACUACGCCGACUACGGCUGUUACUGCGGAUACGGAGGCUCCGGCACACCGGUUGACGAUCUGGACAGGUCACCAUUCAGACGCUCUAUAUUCUCGCCAGAUUCGGGCAAAACGCGCCUUCGUUCCGCGUCUCAAAACCCCGUCCCGUCCGAUCUUUUGACCCGCAGGUGCUGCCAAGUCCACGACCAGUGCUACAGCGACGCCAUGCAGCAUCCCGAGUGCUGGCCCAUCCUGGACAACCCCUACACCGAGCUCUACCACUACACCUGCGACGAGGCCAACAAGAAGAUCACCUGCACAGACAAGAACGAUGAGUGCGAGAUGUUCAUCUGUGAGUGCGACAGAAAAGCCGCGGAGUGUUUCAGCCGCUCAUAUUGGAACCCUGACCACGAGCACCUGCCCAGCGAUCGGUGUGAAUAAAGUUCUCCGUAAGCGACCGAAUCUGCUGACGGAAUUAACAACCAUCUGCACAUUUUUGGGAGCUGCAGAUCAAUAGGUUAGCUCACCCAAGCUGUUUGGAGUCACACUGAUAUUACAGAUUGAUUUACUAUUAUUAUUACUAAUGGGUUUGUGACCGUUCAUCCAUGUUUGCGUUUGAACUGUGACCCUGUAUUCAUUUCCUCACUUCUGUCCUCAUGUACUGUAGAGCUCACUGAUAGGUAGUUAGGAAAGUUAGGAAAUCUUCUACCAUGUUACCACCAGAGAGUGCUGUUUUUCACCUGAUAACCUCCCACAUAAUCCAACCGCUUGGUCCAUGUUAACUGUUUUGUACAAUCUGUCGGUUCAGCAGAUAAUAAAAAGCAUUUUCUUACAGAGAAAACGAUAUUCAAUAUUUUGAAUUUUUCUUUUAAAGGACUGCUUUAUAUGGUGCAGUUGCUGAUUGGUAUGAAUCAUUAGUGCUUGUUUUCAACCUGAUCUUUCAAAAUCACUUGUGUUGCUGAUAACAUUAGUCAUUUAAAGAAUUUAGAGAAUCUCAUCCUUAUCUGAUCUGAACUCGAUGUAGCUAACAAAUGUAGACACAUCUAAGAAAUUUAAAGUAAGUCUUAGCUCAUGUUUUCUCACGCAUUGCGCGGGAAUUCAAUAAUCUGUUCAGUGAAUAUUUUAAUUGAAGUGCUUGUCAUAGCCGAAGGUAAAUAUAUGGAAAGGCUUGAUUCCAGUAUGGAGUUUUUUUUUUCCUGUUUGGGACCAGAAAAGCAUGGAGAAAAUUAAAUAAAUAAACAGAUAGACUGCUGUCUGCUGCCUUUCUUUCAGUCAUCCUGCUGUAUUAAAUCUCUGCAGCUCACAUUUUGAGUUCACAGUCCCUCUCCAUGCUGCUGUUUUAUAUACAGAAGCAUCAGCCCAGUAAGCUGCAGCUGUGCCAACCGCAAGUUAAAUGGUAAAAUUUGCAAAAUUGCAGUUGCAAUAAUUGACACUGACCAGCGAAUAAGCGCAUUACAGCUUUAUGAAUAUGAGUGCAUGGCUUUUGAAAUUUGAUGCGUUUUCCUGCUGGGAAUGCUCAGAAUGCUCAGCAGCUGGUUCACGUAGUACAAAGCAGUAUUUCAGGAGAAAGUUGGUGGUUAAAUGCUCGGUUAAACUCUCGAUUUCAGAUGUAACUGUAGCUUGACUCAACCUUUUAUUUACUAUAACUGUAUUGACGGCGAUCAUUUCAAGAUCGAAGGAGGCCUGUGUCAAACGCCAGGUUGUUUAGCAGCAUUUUUCUACCAUAUUAGCAUUUCCUGCCACUGAUUGCGUAACAGCUGAGUACAUGCAGAUAAUUGUAAGCCAACACCUACUGUAUGUGAAAGAACUGUAUGUUCAAACAAGAAACAAAGAGUUUUCAGGGCUAGAUAGAAUCUGUUGAAUUUAAUUUAUACUGUACUUCUGAACUAGUUUCAGAAUUAGCACAUCAUAUUUAAGUCAACUUUUCAUCAUGUAUUUGAAAUUAUUAAACACUCUUAGGGAGAAUUUGGGGUUAUUACCUUUUGUGUACCUUGUGUACAAGUUCAUGUUUUGGCAAUCACUCAUUCU
This is a messenger RNA of Menidia menidia (Atlantic silverside), 2289 nucleotides long. The record is from the annotation of a GenBank genome assembly. NCBI's taxonomy places the organism in Eukaryota, Metazoa, Chordata, Actinopteri, Atheriniformes, Atherinopsidae.